CCCAGAUCCAGGUUGAAGACGAGCAGGACGGGACUGUUUUUUGGAGAUGAACGAUGGGAAAACAAAGGCUGAACGCCAUUAAGACAACCUGAGCUCGAUCUUAAGGAAACCUGUUGUUGUUUUUUUGUGGUUUUCAAAUGGAGCAGAAAGCAGAUUUUAGGCGGACUUCAGCGCUUUACUGCUGCUGGAUCCUCAUCAACUCCGUGCUGGCUGAAGACUGGACUCGCGUUCACACUGAGGACGAGCUCUUCAGGAGCUUGUUCGGGGGCUACAGCAAGUGGACGCGUCCGGCACGAAACAUCACCGACGUGGUCAUCGUCAAGUUUGGCCUCUCUAUCGCACAGCUGAUAGACGUGGAUGAGAAAAACCAGAUGAUGACAACCAACGUGUGGCUGAAACAGGAAUGGACUGACUACAAGCUGCAGUGGAGUCCCUCCGACUUCGACAACGUGACGUCCAUCAGAGUUCCUUCUGAGCUCAUCUGGGUGCCGGACAUUGUGCUGUACAACAAUGCAGACGGAGAGUUCGCCGUCACCCACAUGACCAAGGCCCAUGUGUUUCACACCGGUCGUGUCCGUUGGGUGCCCCCGGCCAUCUACAAGUCCUCCUGCUCCAUCGACGUCACCUUCUUCCCUUUCGACCAGCAGAGCUGCAAGAUGAAGUUCGGCUCCUGGACGUACGACCGCGCCAAGAUUGACCUGGAGCCCUUUGAGAACACAGUGGACUUGAAGGAUUACUGGGAGAGCGGAGAGUGGGCAAUUGUCAACGCCGUGGGCACCUACAACACCAAGAAGUACGACUGCUGCCACGAGAUCUACCCCGACAUCACCUACUAUUUUGUCAUCCGCCGCCUCCCGUUGUUCUACACCAUCAACCUCAUCAUCCCCUGCCUCCUCAUCUCCUUCCUCACCGUCCUGGUCUUCUACCUCCCGUCGGACUGCGGGGAGAAAAUCACACUGUGCAUCUCCGUGCUGCUGUCUCUCACCGUCUUCCUGCUGCUCAUCACAGAGAUCAUCCCUUCCACGUCGCUGGUCAUACCGCUGAUCGGGGAGUACUUGCUCUUCACUAUGAUCUUCGUCACGCUGUCCAUCGUCAUCACCGUGUUUGUGCUGAACGUGCACCACCGGUCGUCAGCGACUCACACCAUGCCUCGGUGGGUGCGGAGGUUUUUCCUCUCUGCGGUGCCAGGCUGGCUGUGCAUGAAGCGUCCAGACCAUGGUCUCAGGCCUGUGAGGCGACGCCACCUGACUGAUACACUCCUCCCUCUCCGGACUCCAGGCCCCGCCUACAGCACAUCCACCUGGAUCACUCAGGAGUCUGACAUCGAUCUCCACGGUUACCAGGUUGACAACCGUUGCCGCAGCAGCCACCGGCUCGACUCCUCGGAUGCCGGAGACGAUGAAAUUCCCCCCUGGGAUCCUCGCGGUUACACCCUCCUCCCACAGAGACACUCCACACUGAGCCUGGACUGGGACGCCCCUGCUGUGGAGCGUGGUUUGAUCCAGAGCCAGCUGGUCUCUGUUCUGUCUCCUGCAGUGGUAUCAGCCCUGGAGGGGGUGACCUACAUCGCAGAGCACCUUAGAGCAGAGGACGCUGACUUCUCAGUGAAGGAGGACUGGAAGUAUGUCGCCAUGGUUGUAGACCGGAUCUUCCUGUGGAUGUUCAUCAUCGUGUGUCUGCUGGGGACAAUCGGACUCUUCCUGCCGCCGUGGCUCUCCGGGAUGUUUUAGAACCAAACUGAACCAAAUCAAAAGAGUGAAUAAAACGAUUAAAUUACUAAUUAAAAACUAAAACUCACGUCAUGACAGCACUUUGUACUGUUAAACAGUAGGCCACAAUUAGAGCUGCAACUAACAUUUAUUUUCAUGAUCAAUUAUUCUCCUUUUUUUGCUUGCUCAAGUGAAUAAUUGAUCAAAAUUGUCCCUGAAUGGGUUUUUAUCAAUCCACUAAAAGCACAAAAUCUCUGAAAUGCACAAAAAACCUAAUAAAGCUGAUUUAGAACUGAACUUCAUUCAAACAAGUGGAUGAAAGCCUCUUUUGUGUAAUUUUGUUCCCUUUCUUAUACCCGUAUGUGUCCUGUGAUUUCAGCAGAAUACAGUUUUUUAUUUGAGAUGAAGACGCCUCUCGUGACAUAUU
Dicentrarchus labrax (European seabass) is the source of this 2136-nucleotide messenger RNA. Its product is annotated as neuronal acetylcholine receptor subunit alpha-2-like. NCBI's taxonomy places the organism in Eukaryota, Metazoa, Chordata, Actinopteri, Moronidae. Bases 138 to 1730 code for a protein of 530 amino acids. Gene Ontology annotation, biological process: signal transduction; monoatomic ion transmembrane transport; chemical synaptic transmission. Gene Ontology annotation, cellular component: synapse; neuron projection; postsynaptic membrane. Gene Ontology annotation, molecular function: transmembrane signaling receptor activity; acetylcholine-gated monoatomic cation-selective channel activity. The record is from RefSeq and is a predicted model, not a curated record. The transcript is spliced from 8 exons.